Messenger RNA from Aspergillus nomiae NRRL 13137, 405 nucleotides. RefSeq names its product SCP2 sterol-binding domain-containing protein. NCBI's taxonomy places the organism in Eukaryota, Fungi, Ascomycota, Eurotiomycetes, Eurotiales, Aspergillaceae. The record is from RefSeq and is a predicted model, not a curated record. Gene Ontology annotation, cellular component: cytosol. The annotation marks the transcript as partial. The transcript is spliced from 2 exons.
AAGUCGAUCGCUAACGAUAACUAUUAUCUAGACGCUUUCCCCUCCUCCGCUGCUUUCGACGCGAUCAACGCCGCUCUCCAGAGCGAUGCUGCCGAGCGCAAGGACGCUGUCUCCAAGGCCAAGGCCAUCGUCUCUUUCAACCUGAAGAACGAGAAGGGCGAGGAAGAUAGCUGGUACCUCGACCUCAAGAACGAAGGUGUUGUGGGCAAGGGUGCUGCUCCUCAGGGUGCCAAGGCUGAUGUGACUCUGUCCCUCUCCGACUCUGACUUCGCUUCCCUGGUUAGCGGCAAGGCCAACGCCCAGAGACUCUUCAUGGGAGGCAAGCUCAAGAUCAAGGGUAACAUCAUGAAGGCGACCAAGAUGGAGCCCGUCCUCAAGAAGGCCCAGGGCAAGGCCAAGCUAUAG